CAGGGGAAAGGAGGAGCUGUGAGGCAGUACAGAGGGGCUAGAGGGCAGCAGGGGGAUGGGCAGGGUGGAUUCUCUGCUGUCUAAUAAGGGUUAUGCUCCCCUCGUGAGCAGGGGAAGUGCCCCCUUCUCUGUCUCUCUGCAAUAGUAUUGAGCCCUGUACUCCCCUCAGUCCUGUUCUGAUUUGAGAUCUUGGAGCUUUUGGGUUUGUUUUCUGUGAUAAUUGUGAAUGAACCCUUCCUGCACAGACAUGGGGCACGCACGCAGCUCAAAAUCUCAGGGGAUUUUUUGGUGUUGCCAAAGAGAUGAGGCUGCAGUGUUUCAUUUUGAAUAAGAUGGUAAUAAUGCAGCAUCACGUGCAGCUUUCCAGGGGAUUGAAGACCUGAUGGUGAAUAAGAAGAACCUCUGGAUUCACAGCGCUGGCAUUCCCUUCUGUUUUCAUGUCAGGCUGUUGUAUAUUAAAAAAAAACCAAAAACUAAUCUUAUUAUUCCCAAAAGGUCUGCACUGGAGCUGGGGCUGGAGUGGGCAUUGCUUGGUCUGUCCAUGUAAGAGGGUUGGGGCUGCUUUCUGGGUCGAUGUCUUCCAAAAGAAAGCAAGUGAUGUUUGCUCCCCGUGUUUGCUUUCCUUCAUGCCAUGACAUGCCGAGGCAUCCCACACAUGCUGCCCAUUGACCGGGUGUUGUUUUGUCUGCAGGGAUGGUGGUGGUGUUGCAAUGUUUGCAGAGCUGUACGUCGCUCCGGCUGCAGCUCCUGCACCCCAUAAGGUGCAGGGUGAGGGGUUGGAUGUGCACCUCGAGCUGUGUCACCAUCCCCUCAGUGUCACAAGGCUCCUUUUCUCCUCCUGGGUUGUUUGUAGGACGUGCCAGGCGCCUGCCACGCAUUCCCCAGCCCAGGGAAAUAGCUGGGAUUCUUGCAUUUCCUCCCCCAAAAUGGCACCAGGGUAGUCCAGAGGAACCUCAGCAGGGAGAGGACGGUGCCCUGGCAGCAAGGAACCCCCAGACUCACCACAGCCUCUCCCAGCCCCAUGCUGCAAGCACAUUGCUGUCAGAUUUCCUUUUGCAAACCCUCAUUUUGCGUUGAAGCCUAUGAGGGGCAGCAGAUUCCCAUGGUGCCCACUCACUGCCGUGCCCGUCGUUGUUUCCCUACAGCCCCAACUCCUGGAGCUGUGCCACUCAUGGAGGAGUUCAGCUUCUUGCUCACAGAGCACAGAGCACAGAGCAAGAAACCCCAAAGGAACACAUGCGAACGAACCCCUCUUCAUGAUUAUUUUUUUUACAGAACGAGGCUUGGGGUGGUUUGCAGGUGGGUCUCCAUGUUACCACCUGUAGCACAGGUGGGGGUGGGGGUGGUGAGAAGGGGGGCAACCCCCCCCCUGCUUUUGGGGUCCUGAGUGGGUUGGGGUGCUGAGGGUCUGCCCUCUAUCUCUGGGGACCAUGGGGGACAAACCCACCCAAUGGGACACAGAGGAGGAGUGGUGCUCCUGGAGGAGGAGCGGGUGCUGAAGGGUUAACAGGGAGUGUUUGCAGCCAGUCCCUUAUCACCAAGGAGAAGAGAACAGCUCUUGGGAAAGAAACAAAACACCCACUGCCCAGGAGGGUGAUUUCUGCUGCCCCACAGCCCUGGACCCCAGCAGUGCUCCGGCACCCCGCUGUCACCCUCCUAGUGGCACAGAGCACGCAGUGAGUGGGGUGGGGAGGUGGGCUGGGGCGUCUCCUCAAGUCCCCACCACCCAUUUCCCAUUGCCUUCUCCCAGUUUGGGGUCUUAUGGCAUAAUGGGGACACCGGGAGCUGCGGUGCGGAGCAUCCGUCCCUAUGGGUCCAGCCAGCAGUACCUGUAUGCCAUGAAAGAGGACUUAGCCGAGUGGCUGAAGGAGCUCUAUGAGCUGGACAUCGAGGUGGGCACCUUCCUGGAGGUGCUGGAGACGGGGGCUGUGCUCUGCUCCCACGCCAACCACAUCACCCGUGUGGCUGAGGACUUCGCCCACGCCUGCCCCAGCGCAGCCCAGCACCUCCGCCUGCCCACCGCCGGCGUCAGCUGCAACCCAGCAGCACAGCCGGGCACCUUCCAGGCCAGGGACAACGUGUCCAACUUCAUCCAGUGGUGCAGGAAGGAGAUGGAUAUCAACGAUGUCCUGAUGUUCGAGACGGAGGACCUGGUGCUAAGGAAGAACGAGAAGAACUUUGUGCUGUGCCUGCUAGAGUUGGCACGCCGUGCCGCUCGCUUCGGCAUGUGUGCCCCCACCCUGGUGCAGAUGGAAGAGGAGAUCGAGGAGGAGCUCCGCCAGGAGAUGGAGCUGCCUCCUGCAGACAACCCCCCGUCCCAACUCCCCAGGAAACCCCGGGACCUCCACAACCUUGACCAGAUGGUCCAGCACCUGGUGAGCCGCUGUACCUGCCCUGUCCAGUUUCCCAUGAUCAAAGUGUCAGAAGGGAAAUACCGUGUGGGUGACUCCGACACCCUCAUCUUCGUUCGGAUCCUGCGGGAGCACGUCAUGGUGCGGGUCGGGGGCGGCUGGGACACGCUGGAGCACUACUUGGACAAGCACGACCCGUGUCGCUGCACCUCGCUCUCCCACAAACAGCUCUCCAGGACCAGACCCCCCCAGCAGCCGGUGCAGCACGAGGUGCGGCUCUGUGCAGCCCCCCCGGCCCCCGGCCACACACACCCCACUCUGCUGGUCAGCCGCUCACAGAGCCCACUGCCCCCCAUCACCUGGGCACCCCACGGCUACCGCCACCAGCCCUGGACCCACACCACCCCCAGCCCCCGCCAGGAGCCGGCGCAGCCCCGGAGGGUCCCUUCAUGCAGGACACCAACACUGAGGUCACCCACUCGAACCAUCUCCCCAGGGCAUGGGGCUGCACAGCGGGCACCCACCCCAUCCCGGGGCACUGUAGGGACCCCCAAGGAGCCACACGGGAACCCCCCAAAGGCAGCAGCACAGAGCAGGGGCACAGCCCCCAGUGCUCACCUGGCACCAUCACGUCCCAAAAGCACUCAGCAAGGAGGUGGCUCAUCCGGGGCAGCUUCCAGGCAUGUGGGGGUCCCCACCACUGUAGCACCCCGAGCCCACAGCCCCAUCAAGACCUGUGCCCCCAGUCAGCAGCAGGAUGCCCACAGAGCAGCACAGAGCAGGAAAAGCCCCAGGGAAGGGAACCAGAGAGCCCUUGGAUGUAGCCAUCCAUCAUCACACCCAAAUUCCCUGAAUCAACCUCCGAAGCAGGUCAGCAACAUUAAAACUCCAAAGAAAACCAGCUCAGCCAUCUGCCGGCCCCCCACACCUCUGACCCAUUUUGCAAAUGGAUGUGAGAGCUGUGCUGCUGGGGAGAGUCCCCAGUGUCCCCCUCUGAACCCAACGCCCAGGGACGCCGAGAGCCCCACGGUGCCAGGGAGGGUCUGCAGCCAUGACAGGGAUGUCUCAGGGCUGCGGGGGUACUGGGGGCACUCUCAGCCCCCUGACUAUGGGAAGGUGCUGGAGGAGCUCACCCACAACCGGCAGCCCCUGCGUCCUGUGGGGAUGGGCAACAGCAUGUCCUCAAAGCCCUCAACCACACAGUGUGCCAAUAUCCCAGCUGGGGGGUCCCUGGAGGGGCCAACUGUGGGGGACCAGACCCCACAGAGCACUGUGCCCAAAGCCCGGCGGUGUCUGAAGAAACCCGAGCGUGUGCCCUCCAUCUACAAGCUGAAGCUGCGCCCCAAGGUGCGUCCCAGGCGGGACCACCGGCCCGGGAAGGGUCCCUCACGCAUCCCCACCCCACUGGGGCAGCGCCUGCCCCGUACCCGGGGUCAGCAUCGCCCCACAGCCCUCCCAAAGCCCCCACAGCCCAGGGAUGCCAAGCCCUCAUUGAGUGACAGCAGUGCGUGGCUCACUGAGGAUGAUGACGAGGCAUGGGUCUGAGCCAUGCCCAUUGGUUUGGGUCAGGGAUGGACCUACCCAUUGGCAGAGCCGUGAUGCCAAGGUUGCAAUGCUGAUUCCCAUAUCUGGCAUUCAACCAAGCCAACUACCCCACUCUUCAGUCUUCCCCACCUGCACAACGGAACCAACGAUGCUCAUGCCUCACUCAAAGCCCCACCCAACCCCAUGAGCUGCUCAGGGCAGGGGAACACAUGAGUACCAUGUCUGUGCCAUUGUCAAACUGCUGUGUUGGCACUUCCAUGGCUGGGGGCUGUUCCAGCAAGGAUAGAGCCCAUAGGGUUGGUCACUGCCCCACCAAGGCAAUGGCCAUUGGUGCUCAUACCAAUAGAGCUCUCCCAAAGCCUUCUGUACCAGCAGCUCUUCUGGGUGGGUGAUGGAAGAAGACCCAAAGGGUUUUGGGUCUGUGGUGGAGCUGCAGGGUCCGGCGCCAUGAGCAAGGAGCAGCGAGGCGAGUACAGAACAAAGGGGACAGACCUGAUUUUAAUUGGGUUCCAAAUAAAGGGGCGCAGGGUGGUGUGGACACCUGGGGAUCUCCAACAAGAAGUCCAUGGGGAAGAAAAUGCCAUGUCCAGGCACUGCGAUGCUCACCGAAGUGGGAGGAGAGGAGAAGCAUCCUCAUCAGCGCUGCACCCAACCCCACGUCACCACUUGGUCACCAUGUAUUGGGGCAGAAAAUGACAUUUUCCUUCCUGCUUCCCUUGGGGACAGCUGGGGACAUCCCCAGCCCCCCAGGAUGGGAGCGGGUUAUUUCUGCACGAGGCACAGAUCCAGGUAGGAAACCCACGGCGAUGGCUGGCGAGCGGUAACACUUCGUACUAAGGGUUUGUUCAUGGGGAGGACAGUGGAGCUCCAUUACUGCUGUGGAUGGGGAUGUCCUGGCCCCUGUUGGCUGCCAGCCCCCUGCCCACAUUUUUGGGGAGUGGGGUAAUGCUGCCAAAGCGGUGAGAGUCAUUAUUACUGAUAGAACUUUUCUGUCUAUAAAAUACAAUAUAAUAUAACAAUUAUAUUUAUAACUUUUUUUUUCUUCAAAAUACUAAAUAGAUGCUAUAAAAACCUGUAACUAAUUGUGCUAUAAACUGCAGGCUACAGGGUUAUAACAAACAA
Molecule: messenger RNA, 5018 nt
Organism: Gallus gallus (chicken)
Lineage: Eukaryota; Metazoa; Chordata; Aves; Galliformes; Phasianidae
Gene: GAS2L2
Product: growth arrest specific 2 like 2
Exons: 6
Coding region: 1770-3896 (708 amino acids)
Biological process (GO): protein localization to microtubule plus-end; actin crosslink formation; regulation of microtubule polymerization or depolymerization
Cellular component (GO): microtubule plus-end; stress fiber; cytoplasm
Molecular function (GO): cytoskeletal adaptor activity; actin filament binding; microtubule binding
Source: RefSeq, a predicted model, not a curated record